This is a messenger RNA of Cladophialophora immunda, 1933 nucleotides long. RefSeq lists its product as uncharacterized. Gene Ontology annotation, biological process: regulation of DNA-templated transcription. The record is from RefSeq and is a predicted model, not a curated record. NCBI's taxonomy places the organism in Eukaryota, Fungi, Ascomycota, Eurotiomycetes, Chaetothyriales, Herpotrichiellaceae. The transcript has 3 exons. Bases 47 to 1714 code for a protein of 555 amino acids. Gene Ontology annotation, molecular function: DNA-binding transcription factor activity, RNA polymerase II-specific; zinc ion binding.
AUUCUCCCCUCCAGCGCUACUCACUCUCGGUCUUUGACUCCAGCAGAUGCCGCUCGAUUCACCAGCCCCAGCGACCCAAAAGCAGAGGACGCGCACCAAUGUUCGGCAAUCCAAGUACGGUUGCUUUACGUGCCGGCGACGCAAAUUAAAGUGCGACGAAUCCAAGCCACAUUGCUUGCGCUGCCAGCGAGGCAAACGUGCCUGCGAAGGAUACCCGGACGGUGCGCCUCGGAGCCAUGAACAGACCCGGACGAACGUUGCGCUUUCUACCAGAUCUAGAAGUGUCGACUACGUUAACUUCAGCAAGCCUACACUUCUAGGAUCGAACCCAGAGCUGGGUCGUCUCCGUCUUCUGGCAUGUGCCGUAUUGUCACAAGGACUGCCUGGGGCGAGGACCGAUGCCGAGACUGCGUUUUGGUCUCAUCUGGUGCCCCAGCUCGCCCUGUCUAUUCCAAGUGUCAGAGAGGCGGCGGCCGCAUUUGGAGCAUCUUAUGAGCAACAGAUGCUGCGAAGAAACUGCGGCGCUGCCAAAUUCAAGGCAUUGAAACAAAUCACGACCGCGAUGGCCAAAAUUCGAGAAGAUGUCUUUCGGCUCCCGCACGGCCCUCUGCCGGUCCUUGUGGCGUGCAUCAUGUUGGCCUGCGCUGAAACAAUCCAGUACCGACACACUGACGCUCUGCUUCACCUACGGGGCGCAUUCUCAGUCAUGAACUCCCGCGAAUGGCUUGACGCAAGAUCUUCUACCGGCAAAGCACUGCUCGAGGAUGAUCUCUCAUAUCUAUUUAGCAAGUUAGACCUGCAAGUCAUUACCUACGCACUGGGGAACGCGCCGGAACUCCAAUUCUCCAUGGCUACACCCGGAAUGGAUGCAGAUGUUGCUGUAUUCACACCACAAAAGGCAGACCGUGAGCUCUUCCGGACGUUGCACUCCUGCUACAGUUUCGCCACAAGGGCUGCCCAAUACAAAUACCUUCCCCGUGCAGCCUCCCGGGAGUUGCUGGUGCUGGAGCAGAGCCGUCAUAUUGCCGAACUAACCAGAUGGCUCUCAUGUUAUCGGCAAUACUCGAAGACGAGACAUGACAUCUCGGCAGGCAACGAUCUACAUGGGCUAGUGCUUCAGGCACAUUGUUUAAGUGCGCACAUCUAUGUGGCGAAUAUCCUCGAGCCAUUUGAAACCGGAUACGACAAGUAUGCGUCACAGUUUCAGCAACUCGUCGAGUGUGUCGAACAAGCCAUGAGCGCCAAACCCGCUGAGAGCGAAAUGCCCACCUUCAAUGCCGAAAUGGGAGUCAUUCAGCCUCUCUUCUUCACGGCUGUCAAGUACCGGGACUCUGCUUGGCGGUCGAAGGCCAUAUCGCUGAUCCGGAAAUGCGGGAGAGAAGGGCCAUGGUGUGGGUAUGUCGAAUCUGCAGCCGCCGAGGUCGUGGUUCGGGCGGAAGAGACGGCCGCAACUCAAGCAGCAAACGCAACUUCGUGUGGGACGUCGCCGACGGCCCGGAGAACCGUGUUCCUCCCGCAGGAUAUCCCCGAGGAGGCACGCGUGGCAGGGCAUUCUCUGGUCGACAUCGUCGAGGACUCGUCCGGCGCCAAGUGGGCAGAAAUUGAGAUGUCCAGAUGCCGCGACAUGCAUGCGAUGCUGCUCGACGAAGAACCACAGCCUCAUGUCCACAAACACUGGUUCAUGUGGAGGGAGACUUGCCACCUUCUGCCGUGACACCCAAUGCUCUGAAGUACGAAGUAUUUUGGCAAAGAGGAGGUGGCGCGACGUCCUACUAGGGGUCUCUGGUCACAACACAAAGCAUAUUUGUUACUAGGAUCAUGGCACCUGUCAUCGACAAUAGGUUAGGUAUCACGCAUGGCGCAAGAAAUAGUAUUGCCUAUCCUAUUUCUAUACCAUCACCUACAGUUUGGCAGGCCGGCCGCUCCAUCGUUC